UCAACUUCUUCCUAUAUAAAGCAAAGUUGCACCAAAGCAACCUGAUAAAAUAUAAAGAACAAGUAAGACUUUGCAAUAUAAACAUCUUCCUUAGUUGUUGGAGUUUACACCCAUUGGAAAUUCCGAGAGAAGAGUUCAGAUCGUGUCAGAGACUUUAUGUAUUACCAAAACCAGCACCAAGGAAAGAGCAUCCUCUCUUCUUCAAGAAUGCACUUAGCUUCUGAAAGGCAUCCAUUCCUUAGAGGAGGGAACAGUCCAGGAGAUUCUGGUCUCAUCCUUUCAACCGAUGCAAAGCCACGCUUAAAAUGGACUCCUGAUCUUCAUGAGAGAUUCAUCGAAGCAGUUAAUCAGCUUGGUGGAGCAGACAAAGCAACUCCUAAAACAAUCAUGAAAGUCAUGGGUAUUCCAGGGCUUACCUUAUACCAUCUCAAAAGUCAUCUUCAGAAAUACAGGCUGAGCAAGAAUCUCAACGGACAAGCUAACAGCGGCUUAAACAAAAUAGGUAUGAUGACCAUGAUGGAAGAAAAGAGCCCUUCUGAUGCAGACGAAAUUCAAAGUGAGAGUUUAAGCAUUGGACCACAGCCAAACAAGAACUCACCUAUAGGUGAAGCACUGCAAAUGCAAAUAGAGGUCCAAAGAAGACUUCAUGAGCAACUUGAGCGACAUUUGCAGCUCAGGAUAGAGGCUCAAGGGAAGUACUUGCAAUCAGUUCUGGAGAAGGCACAAGAGACUCUUGGAAGACAGAACCUGAGUCCAGCUGGGAUCGAAGCUGCCAAAGUUCAGCUCUCGGAGUUAGUAUCCAAAGUAUCAGCAGAGUACCCAAACACUAGCUUCCAGCUCGAACCAAAAGAGUUUCAAAACCUAUGCACACAAACAACUUAUCCACCUGAUUGUUCCCUCCAAAGUUGCUUGACCUCAAGCGAGGGAGCUCAGAAAAACCCUAAAAUGCUAGAGAACAACAGGUUAGGGCUAAGAACAUAUAUUGGUGACUCAACAUCCGAGCAGAAAGAGGUUAUGGAAGAACCAUUGUUCCAAAGGAUGGAGCUCACGUGGACGGAAGGUCUGAGAGGGAAUCCAUAUCUUUCAACGUCAAUGGUUAGUGGCGCUGAACAAAGAAUCUCAUAUUCGGAGAGGAGUCCAGCUACACUGACAAUGGGAGUAGGAAUGCACGGACACAGAGGUCAUCAACAAGGAAACGUAAAUGAGUAUAAAGAAGAAAGAUUCACUGAUAAGAGUGAGGAACAUAAGCUUGAAACUCAAAGCACAAAGACAGAGCUAGAUCUCAACACACAUGUCGAGAACUACUGUACAACGCGGCCGAAACAGUUCGACUUGAAUGGUUUUAGCUGGAACUGAAAAGGAUUUAACCAAAGGGUUAAAGAUACAUCUUGAAUCAAGAUUCUUGAGGAAAAUGUACCACGCUAUUCAUUGUUAUUAGCUCAUAUAUAUACAGAGAAGUGUCUUAACUUCAA
Molecule: messenger RNA, 1472 nt
Organism: Raphanus sativus (radish)
Lineage: Eukaryota; Viridiplantae; Streptophyta; Magnoliopsida; Brassicales; Brassicaceae
Product: myb-related protein 2
Exons: 7
Coding region: 157-1356 (399 amino acids)
Molecular function (GO): DNA-binding transcription factor activity; DNA binding
Source: RefSeq, a predicted model, not a curated record